GAGAGGAGACGGCUGCAGAAUGACAUACUGCAGCUCAACACCUACGUGGCUUUGUUCACAUUCACACCCCAGGAAAGUGAAGACCUGGAGAUGAGGUCAGUGGGAUCCACACACACGCACGCACGCACGCACGCACGCACGCACGCACGCACGCACGCACGCUCGCUCGCUCGCUCGCUCGCUCACUCACUCACUCACUCACUCACUCACUCACUCACUCACUCACUCACUCACUCACUCACUCACUCACUCACUCACUCACUCACUCACUCACUCACUCACUCACUCACUCACUCACUCACUCACUCACUCACUCACACACUCACACACACACUCACACACACACACACACAUUUUCUUUGUAAUCACAUUGUGUUAACAAUUACCUUUGCUCCUUUUGAAUGUCUAACACAUACUGUGUUUACCUAGAUAAGCAGGCAGGCGUCACGAAAUGCAUGCUCUAAUCACUGCUCAAUAGAUAUUUGUCAGUGUUCUUCUCUAAUACAAGAUGAACAAACAUUGUAUUUUUUGUUACGCAUCAUAAUUUCAUUUUCUGUGAUUUGUGUGAUCUUCCGUUUUAUACCUGCUCAGUUUAACAACCGUAACAACCAUCUCUUAAUCAUACACUCUCAGAAAAAAAGGUAUCGAAUUGAACGUACAGUUUUUCUCAAUCGUGUACAAGCAUUUUUUUGAACAAUAUUGUUGACACACAACUCUGUGGCCUUUUGCGAAACAGUACAUGUGUUUUCAAAAUGUAGUUGCCUUCUCAAAACAUAAAUACAUUAAUCAAAAAAUUGCAAAUACAUUCAUCAAAAAUAUUAAUUAAAAAGAUUAACGCAAACGUACAUAUCUCUUGAGUACAAGCAGACAAAACAAAGUUUGUAAAAAAUACAAGUAGAUCAAUACAUUUUCUUUGCGGUCACUAAAUCAUGAUGAUCAAAAUUGGAAGUACAACUAUCCAAAGGUGCAGAAUUAUGGGCAAUUACUCUCCUUUUCAUGCAUAUUUCACCAAACCAUUUCAUACACAUCAAAUAUUAUUCCUGAUUUUAAAAGGAAGAAGAAAAAUCACAUUGUGUAAAGGAUUCAUUCUUUGGUAUCAUCACAAUCCAAAUCCAUGUAUUCAAUACAUAGACUGGUUUGCUCAUAGUUUUGUAGACUUUCCAUUGGCGCACAGAAACACAAUUCACAAUUGAAAUAAGGAAGGGUGAAUACAAUGGAGGAACACAACUGAUAUGAAUGUAUUGGCCUCCACACCAAAGCAAAGCUCUAAAAUGAAGGUCACAAUGUUAGAGACGAUAACUUAGGAGUAACCCAAAGUUACUUAGAAGUAACCCAACUUCAGUCUCUGCAUCUCUGCAUGUCCGCAAUAUUGUAAAAAAUCAUACAAAUUUGACAGGCCCCAUUUGCCUAGAUACAGUAUUUCUCUAUAUUGUACAUGGUAUGACACUGAUGGAGUGAUUUAGAAUUUUGUGCAGUACUAGUUCACUGAUUGCCGGAAACAGUAAACACAAUUGCACACAUUUCUCUUCUGAUGAAAACAAUGUGUUAAUAUUCGGUGAACAAAACACUUCAAGCAGCAAUCAGCAGUUGAAACAAAGCAAUCUCCCCACCCCUAUUUCAGUAAAAAGCUGACCAUCUAUGAUAUCAAAAUUAUAGUUUUUAACCAUGUUUUGAGGCUAUAUAGUGUGUUUAAAUGUACUUUGUUUACAAGCAUAGGAGGAAAACAAGCUUAUAUUUUGGGUUCUAAAGUUAAAAACAUUGAUGUUGCAAGUGCAGAUUUCCCCUUUAACAGUGCAUUUUGUAUUCACUGAUGACAUUUGAAUUUAAAGUUUAGGAAAAGGUGGUCUAAGAUAUGCAAGUCAGGUACAAAGCCAAGAAAAGUAUCAGAAGUUCUGUAAAUGUAUUUAAGCAUUUGAUCAAUGCUAUUCUGCUAUAGAUACGUUUCAACACAGAUCCAAAAACUGCUUGUACGUGAUUAAGAAAAACUGUAAAGCUGAGAUCCGCAAAAGUUGAAACAGCGCCACUGGUCGCCCCAGGCGCAUUUGUUAUUGUUUUUGUGUUGUUAACUAAAUGGAGGUGAGGCGCGUCCAAACGGAGGUGAGCAGCGUGGUACAAAAAUGUACAGUACAUAUUCUUCUGUUCUAUCAUGCGUGCAAAAAACAGUGUUUGUUGUUUGCAGUAACUUCUUUGUUGUUGUAAUAUCCCAAACUAACGUGGCAGUUUCACCAUUAACACUAGAACCGCUGGGCCUUGAGGGCCCUUCUUUGAGCUAAUGAACGGUUAUUAUGACUGCAACAUUCUGAAGGUGUAAUCAAAACAUUUCAUAUAUGCUAUCGCAACAAUAAUAAUUUGGUUGUGUUUAUGAAGGUCUUAUGUAACAUUAGAUACAAAAAAAUAUUUCAAAUAACACAAUUGCAUUUUCAUUAGUUUAUGUUACCAUAGGCUAAAUGCUAAAACAAAAAAAUAUAUAACCCCAAAAAAUUAUAGUGUUCAAAAUGUUAUGCGGUUGCAGUUUCUUAUUAUAACAAAAAAAAUAUAUAUAUAAUGCAUUCGGAAAGUAUUCAGACCCCUUGACUUUUUCCACAUUUUGUUACGUUACAGCCUUAUUCUGAAAUUGAUUAAAUUGUUUUUUCCCCUCAUCAAUCUACACACAAUAACCAAUAAUGACAAAGCAAAAACAGGUUUUUAUAUUUUUUAGCAAUUUUAUAUUUAAAAAAAAAAUGAAAUAUUUCUAUUUACAUAAGUUUUCAGACCCUUUACUCAGUACUUUAUUGAAGCAUCUUUGGCAGCGUUUACAGCCUCAAGUCUUCUUGGGUAUGACGCUACAAGUUUGGCACACCUGUAUUUGCGGAGUUUCUCCCAUUCUUUUCUGCAGAUCGUCUCAAGCUCUGUCAGGUUGGAUGGGGAGCGUCGCUGCACAGCUAUUUUCAAGGUCUCUCCAGAGAUGUUCAAUCUGGUUCAAGUCCGGGCUCUGGCUGGGCCACUUAAGGACAGUCAGAGACUUGCCCGAAGCCACUCCUGCGUUGUCUUGGAUGUGUGCUUAGGGUCGUUGUCCUGUUGGAAGGUGAACCAUCACCCCAGUCUGAGGUUCUGAGCGCUCUGGAGCAGUUUUUUAUCAAGGAUCUCUCUGUACUUUGCUCUGUUCAUCUUUCCCUCGAUCCUGACAAGUCUCCCAGUCCCUGCCACUGAAAAACAUCCCCACAGCAUGAUGCUGCCACCACCAUGCUUCACCGUAGGGAUGGUGCCAGGUUUCCUCCAGACGUGACGCUUGGCAUUCAGGCCAAAGGGAGAAUCUUGUUUCUCAUGGUCUGAGAGUCCUUUAGGUUCCUUUUGACAAUCUCCAAACGGGCUGUCAUGGGCCUUUUACUGAGGAGUGGCUUCCGUCUGGCCACUCUACCAUAAAGGCCUGAUUCGUAGAGUGCUGCAGAGAUGGUAGGCCUUCUGGAAGGUUCUCCCAUCUCCACAGAGGAACUCUGGAGCUCUGUCAGAGUGACCAUCGGGUUCUUGGUCACCUCCCUGACUAAGGCCCUUCUCCCCGAUUGCUCAGGUUGGCCGGGCGGCCAGCUCUAGGAAGAGUCUUGGUGGUUCCAAACUUCUUCCAUUUAAGAAUGAUGUAGGCCACUGUGUUCUUGGGGACCUUCAAUGCUGCAGAAAUUUUUUGGUACCCUUCCCCAGAGCUGGGCCUCGUCACAAUCCUGUCUCGGAGCUCUACCGACACUUCCUUCGACCUCAUGGCUUGGUUUUUGCUCUGACAUGCACUGUCAACUGUGGGACCUUAUAUAGGCAGGUGUGUUCCUUUCCAAAUCAUGUCCAAUCAAUUGAAUUUACCACAGGUGGACUCAAAUCACGUUGUAGAAGCAUCUCAAGGAUGAUCAAUGGAAACAGGAUGCAGCGAAGCUCAAUUUCGAGUCUCAUAGCAUAGGGUUUGAAUACUUAUGUAAAUAAGGUAUUUCUGUUUUUUAUUUUUAUACAUUUGCAAAAUUUUCAAAAAAACCUGUUUUCACUUUGUCAUUAUGGGGUAUUGUGUGUAGAUUGAUGAGGAAGAAAAUAAAUUGCAUCAAUUUUAGAAUAAGGCUGUAACGUAACAAAAUGUGGAAAAAGUCAAGGGGUCUGAAUACUUUCCGAAUGCACUGAACAAAAAUAUAAACGCAACAUGUAAAGUGUUGGUCCCAUGUGCUGAAAUAAAAUAUCCCAGAUAUUUUCCAUAUGCACAAGAAGCUUAUUUCUCUUACAUUUUGUGCACAAAUGUGUUACAUCCCUGUUAGUGAGCAUUUCUCCUUUGCCAAGAUAAUUCAUCUACCUGACAGCUGUGGCAUGUCAAGAAGGUGAUUAAACAGCUUGAUCAUUGCACAGGUGCACCUUGUGCUCGGGACAAUUCAAGGCCACCCUAAAAUGUGCAGUUCUGUCACACAACACAAUGCCACAAAUGUCUCAAGAUGUCUCCUGACUGCAGGAAUGUCCAACAGAGCUGUUGCCAGAUAAUUGAAUAUUGAAUAUUAUUGAAUAAAAAUUUCCCUACCAUAAGCUGCAUCCAACAUCGUUUUAGAGAAUUUGGCGGUACGUCCAACUGGCCUCACAACCGCAGACCACGUGUAACCAGGCCAGCCCAGGACCUCCACAUCUGACUUCUUCACCUGCGGGAUCGACUGAGACCAGCCACCUGGACAUCUGAUGAAACUGAGGAGUAUUUAUGGCUGUAAUUCUGAUUGGCUGGGCCUGGCUCCUCAGUGGGUGGGCCUGGCUCCCAAGUGGGUGGGCUUAUUCCCUCCCAGGCCCACCCAUGGCUGCACCCCUGCCCAGUCAUGUGAAAUACAUAUAUUAGGGCCUAAUGAAUUUAUUUCAAUUGACUUUUUUCCUUCUAUGAACUCAGUAAAAUCUUUGAAAUUGUUGCAUGUUUCGUUUAUAUUUUUGUUCAGUGUAUAUACCCCAACCACCAAGAUGCACAGUCAACAAGAUGCACGGCCAAAUGAUGAAAACAUCAGUAGCCUAAACAUCUUUAUAAGCACCAAGUGUGCUUGAUAAAUAGUGAAAAUCAGCACAAAAGCAAAAAUGGCAUUAUAAUGAGUAUACUGUUAAGUGUCGAUAUGACGGCAGUCAAAAAUAGUCUGUUAUUGUCAGCUCGUGCUUACAUGGUGUGCAUCUUCACGCAAUGGCAUCAGUUGGAGCAUGUCCAUGUCACAUAAACAACAAAAGCUGGUGAGUGCUUUGCUGAUGUUGUUUUUUGCUUGAGAUGUAGGGCCUGCUCUCUCAGUCAGGACAUUUUGUGCUGAUAAUCGGCCCGUAGCAUUGUCACCGGCUGGUUGUAUAUGUGUGAAAUUAGUUACGGUAUAGUUUAGGUUAAAUUUCUAGGCAUUUAUCGAGGUGAUUAUCAACUGUGCACCUUCAACUGUUGGGUGAUGGAGGGGAGCAGGUCCUACUGUCGGGAGAAUGAGGGGCAUUCAAGAAAUGGCAUGCCCUCCUAAACUGGUUAUAACUCUAGCCCAAAGGCCAGCAGAUGGCGAUAUUGAGUCGUGUCAUCUUACCGUCCAAAUAGAUUGUAUGCAGCCGGCAAUACAUUCGUAUCCCUCGUGGACCGGAUCAUACCUAAAACAUUCUCCAUUCAGGCUGCAUAUGCUUCGAUUUCCUCCUUAACUUUAUUUAAUGUUGAGAAGGCGAAAAAAACGAAAAUGCUAAAAUUGUCUGCAACUCAAACAUAUAUAGCUACAGAUCUUCCCUGAGAACAGUCUUGGAUUCCACUAAUGCGAUGCUGCUAAUGCAGCAGGUGCAAAAGAAAAGGAACCCCUGUUCUGAUAGUUUCAACCUGAUUGGCUGAACGCGAUUCACAACAUCCGGGAUUAGCAUUUAGCUACUCUAGCAUGGUGGGGGAAAAUUGUGUUUCUCGGUGUAGUAACAAACCCCCACCUCGCAACCUAUGCGACCCCAAAAUGUUCACACCCCUCUUGUUUGCGUAGAGAACAUUUUGCAGUUUUAAAGUUCAUUUCCUGCAAUUCUAUACAACGCUAUGAGUCCCACAUAGUGGUUAGUAUCAGCGGAUACAGAAGAAAUAAACGAAUCCAAUGCACAAAAAAAAACACACAAUGUUUAAAAGGGAUUGGAAGCACUAAAUCACGCCGGCGUGAUUGUGGGGCUCAUAGCGUUGUAUAGAAUUGCAAAAUGUUCUCUAUGCAAACAAGAGGGGUGUGAACAGUUUGGGGUUGCAUGGGUUGCGAGGUGGGGGUUUGUUACUACACCGAUAAAUGACUAUCUCCAUCCGGACCUUUGUCACCUAGGAAAUUAGUGUGACCGGACCUUCUCAAAUAGUAGUUGAGUAUCCCUGCUAUCGAGGUACCAUUAGUUAUAGGUACUGUUAGGUUCUAAACGAACAGAGUAAAACUCACGGACGAUUAGUAAAGCUCAACCAAGUUUAUUCACCCACUGGGUCCCACAGCUGCAUAAGACAAAGACAUGUUUCCACCAGCACAAGUAUAUAUACCCCAAUUUGGGUGAAGUAUCCUCCCUUCCCUCUAAACAUUACAUGUUUAUUGCUAGGCAGGAAGUUAAGUGAUGCGGGCAAUAAACUGUUCCUUCUCCCUUAAUGUGACCUGACCUCAUUCCUCACUUCUCACUGAUCCACAGCUAUCCACCCUUAUCAGUGACUGCAACCAUGUGAUUGCUUCCACCAUAUACAUUCCUCCUACAGAUAACAAUUGACUUCUGGUGUAGAAACCAGACUAUGGCACUUCUCAUUUCCAUAGGAUACUUGAUAAUUAACAAUAACAUGUUAUGCCAGUACUUACACGUCCUGCAUUCCUCUCUCUCCCUCUGUGACAUGAUUAAGGAUAUUUCUAGUUUAUAAGUCAGAACCCAUCAGUACAUAAUUGUACCCUUGCAGUUCGUACCUUCAAAGAUCCAAAAGGUACAAAUUUACCUUUUUAGGGUACCACCACAGUGACAAAGCUGUGUGUUCCUAUUAAGUGGCAAAAAUGUACCUCUUCUCUAUACCAAGACCCUCACGUGUACUCCACCAUCCCACUUCUGACAUCAAUGUAGCAAAUUCAGUGGGUAGCCCCGACCGGGACUCGAACCUGGGUCCAGCAACUGUCAAGCCAACAACUUAACCAUUACGCCAAAAGGUCUGUACCUCUUGGCAAGGUCGCUCAGUGUUGGCUUAAGGUUGCUACAAUAUUAAUGCAGCUCUUUGUCACAUGCUCUUGUGAAAGCCUUUAUAAGGUCUUAUCUCCCGAGUGGCGCAGUGGUCUAAGGCACUGCAUCGCAGUGCUAGCUGUGCCACUAGAGAUCCUGGUUCGAAUCCAGGCUCUGUCAUAGCCGGCCGCGACCGGGAGACCAAUGGGGCGGCGCGCAAUUGGCCCAGCGUCGUCCAGGGUAGGGGAGGGAAUGUCCUGCAGGGAUGUAGCUCAGUUGAUAGAGCAUGGCGUUUGCAACGCCAGGGUUGUGGGUUUGAUUCCCACAAGGGGUAUGAAAGAUAAAAAAUAAAAAAUGUAUGCAUUAACUGUAAGACAUAUAUUAACUGGCAGACAUAUCAGUAUGGAUGACGGAUCACCACCUAAAGCUGAACCCUGGCAAGACGGAGCUGCUCUUCCUCCCGGGGAAGGACUGCCCGUUCCAUGAUCUCGCCAUCACGGUUGACAACUCCGUUGUGUCCUCCUCCCAGAGUGCGAAGAGCCUUGGCGUGACCCUGGACAACACCCUGUCGUUCUCCGCUAACAUCAAGGCGGUGACCCGCUCCUGCAGGUUCAUGCUCUACAACAUUCGGAGAGUACGACCCUGCCUUACACAGGAAGCGGCACAGGUCCUAAUCCAGGCACUUGUCAUCUCCCGUCUGGACUACUGCAACUCGCUGUUGGCUGGCCUCCCUGCCUGUGCCAUUAAACCCCUACAACUCAUCCAGAAUGCCGCAGCCCGUCUGGUGUUCAACCUUCCCAAGUUUUCUCACGUCACCCCCCUCCUCCACACACUCCACUGGCUUCCAGUUGAAGCUCGCAUCCGCUACAAGACCAUGGUGCUUGCCUAUGGAGCAGUGAGGGGAACGGCACCUCUGUACCUUCGGGCUUUGAUCAGUCCCUACACCCAAACGAGGGCAUUGCGUUCAUCCACCUCUGGCCUGCUGGCUCCCCUUCCUCUGCGGAAGCAUAGUUCCCGCUCAGCCCAGUCAAAACUGUUCGCUGCUCUGGCACCCCAAUGGUGGAACAAGCUCCCUCACGACGCCAGGACAGCGGAGUCACUCACCACCUUCCGGAGACAUUUGAAACCCCACCUCUUUAAGGAAUACCUGGGAUAGGAUAAAGUAAUCCUUCUACCCCCCCCCCCCCCCCCCCCCAAAAAAAAAAUGUGUAAAGUGGUUAUCCCACUGCCUAUAGGGUGAAUGCACCAAUUUGUGAGUCGCUCUGUUUAAGAGCGUCUGCUAAAUGACGUAAAUGUGCCCUUGAGCAAGGCACUUAACCCUAAUUGCUCCUGUAAGUCGCUCUGGAUAAGAGCGUCUGCUAAAUGACUAAAAUGUAAAUGUAAAUGUCUUUAGAACUGGCAGCAGACAUGCUCAAACUUUAACCAACAUAAACAUAGAACACUUAAACUGGUACAACACUUCCCCUCAGGAGUGGUCAGAAAUAACUAACUGAAAACUACGUCCCUACUAAGCCACGCCUCCAAGGAUUGUACUUUUAUAUUCAAAAUAUUGGGGACAAAAAUGUACCAUAAUACUACAUAAUCCACACAUGUACCCUAAAAGGUACUGAACCGUAUCAUGUGAGAUCACUCUGAAGGUACAUUAUGUGUAUUUAUAUUUUUGUACCCCAGGGAACAAUACUGUACCCUAACUGUACCCUAUUUUCACAGAGUGUAAACCAAACAUUAACUGAAAAGAAUGCAUUAGAUUAUAAAGAUAUUGUUAUAUGAAUACGGUUGUGAUUUGACCUGAUGACAAUAUGAUGUGAUAGAAAGAUGGUUAUGAGACAAAUGUCUCUGUCUCUGAUAUUUUCUGAAACCUGUGGUAAACUGCCAAUUGUCUGGACUACCUAAACGUUAACAGAUAGGGAACCCUUUUUAUGGCACUUUUCGGGUUUCUAUCUCAACAGCCCUUGGCCCUAAGUAUCCAUUUUACUACAUCGUUCCCUCAGUAAUCCUGAUAGUCUUCUCUCGGACACUCCAAUAUUCUGAGAUCCUCCUCCUUGCUCCCUAGCCUAGACAGAUUUCAAUCAUACCACACUUAAUUUGAAAUGUAUUGACACCCACAGCACAGCAUGACUCCUAGCCCACAAAUAGCUGCUGUACAGUUGCCCACUGCUGCAAGUGUUGUUUUAAAUGUUUUCCAAUGAAAGCCAAGCUAGACAGGAUCAAGGUCUCAGGAUCCCAAUACAGACCUUAAUCAAUACUUUAGACGGACACAAAAAAAAUCACAAUGUAGGCACCCUCAUCAAAAGCGGGAACAUUUCAAUCUCUUUUUACAUUACAUGUUGUGAACAUUUGACACCUGGCUUGUGAUAACUUUCUUUGGCAUUUUUUGAUUAGCCUAUUGCUACAUGAUUAUGAUGGUGAUGAUGAAUUCUAAAAGCAUGAUUCCAAACAUAUUCUGAUUGGCUAUAUACAUAAUUGUUCAAAAUCAACUGUCUUUUUAAAAUUAAUUAAUUUGUUCAAACUAAACAGUCCUGAUUAGGGUAGCAAAAUUCCUGUAACUUUCCCAAAAUUCCCAUGUUUUCCAGAACUCCUGGUAGGAGGAUUCCCGGAUUUCCUGCUUAUUCCCUCGUAAUUCCAGGAAUCCUUUUAACCAGGAUAUAUGGAAAAUGUAUAUAUAUGAAAAGCAACCCUAGUCCCAAUUCAAUCGACAUCAUGUUUAAAAGAGACGUAUGACUUGAGGAAGCAACAAGUCGUAAAUGAAACAACAUUAUUUCAGGUUUGUCUUUCUUAUUGUCAGAUGAGAUCUCAUUUAGAGCACCAGAGCUCUAUUCUCUCUUGAGUCACUCAGAGAGCAUUUUCAGUAACAGUCCUCUAAUUAGACCACAAGAGAUGAAUGACAGGCAGGAAACAUUUACACUGCCUGUUGAUUCUCAUUGGUUGAAAAAUAUUUGUCAAGGCUUCGCAAAGGCUUUGAAUGGAUAACAAUGAGGACACAUAAGGAAGGAAAAACAAUAGGUGAAAACUGAGGCAUCGUUUGUAUGGCCAUUAACAGACAAUAAUAGAGUGCAAUUGAACAGUGUGAGGAGGCGGCAGAGGCUGUUUUCACUGACUUCAGCUACCCUGUAGGAAACAGCAGUAGCCUGUUUCUGAAUCAUCAUAUCCUGUCCUCCAGGAUAUCCAACAGUCUUUUUGUCCUCCAAUAUUUAUACUGAUAUACCAGCAAUAUGUUUAAGCAAUAAGGCCUGAGGGGGUGUGGUAUAUGGCCAAUAAACCACGGCUAAUGGCUGUUCUUAAGCACGACGCAAUGUGGAGUGCCUGGAUACAGCCCUUAGCCGUGGUAUACUGGCAAUAUACCACAAACCCCCGAGGUGCCUUAUUGCUAUUAUAAACUGGUUACCAACGUAAUUAGAGCAGUAAAAAUAAAUGUUUUGUCAUACCCAUGGUAUACGGUCUGAUAUACCACGGCUUUCAGCCAAUCAGCAUUCAGGGCUCGACCCACCCAGUUUAUAUUUUAGAUUAUACACUGAGUAUACCAAACAUUAGGAACAGCUUCAUAAUAUUGAGUUGCACCCCCCCAUUUUGCCCUCAGAACAGUCUCAAUUCGUCUAGUCAUGAACUCUACAAGGUGUCAAAAGCGUUCCACAGGGAUGCUGGCCCAUGUUGACUCCAAUGCUUCCCACAGUUGUAUCAAGUUAGCUGGAUAUCCUUUGGGUGGUGGACCAUUCAUGAUACACACAGGAAACUGUUGAGCGUGAAAAACCUAGCAGCGUUGCAAUUCUUGGCACAAAGCGGUGCUCCUGGCACCUACUACCAUACCCCGUUCAAAGGCACUUAAAUCUUUUGUCUUUCCCUUUCACCCUCUGAAUGGCACACAUACACAAUCCAUGUCUCAAUUGUCUCAAAGCUUAAAAGUCCUUCUUUAACCUGUCUCCUCCUCUUCAUCUACACUGAUUGAAGUGGAUUUAACAACAUUGUUCACUCAAUGUACGUGUUUGUCUGUUCCUGUGACAUUGAUUUUUAAUACGCAAUUUAUUUCCAAUUUAGACCCGGAGACAGAAUCGUACUGGCGGACGACUCCAAUGAUGAUUGGUGGAAGGUAUGAAAGUGUUUCACUUUUGGAAGACACACUGUUUAUAUUAAGUGCUUUGUAACACCAGAACACUAGUGGCAACUGAGCUGCCACCAAUGGGAAGGAGACGAAACCUUAACUUUGCUGGAGUAUUGAAAGACAUCAUCUUGAGAUGUUUUGAAACAUUACGUGGUGUGUUGUAACACCCCUUAAUCAAGUGUUGCGCAACACCUUGCCGGAAAUGUUUAAACACUAUUUUGGUGUUUCAAGUUGUAUUUAGUGCAGAAUUAGAUGCCUUCUCCUUUGGUGUCGUUCCCUCUCUCUAUAGCUUCUAAACAUUAUUAUGGUGUUUCAAAUCCUGCCUAAUGCAGAAUUACAUCUCUUCCUCUGGAGUAUUUUUAUGUUUAACAUUGAUUUAUGUAUCUUAUCAUUUGCCAGUUUAACCCAUUAUGGUAGGCAGUGCUUAAUCCACCAGCAAUAACUACAGGUUUUACAGCAAGCAUUGCAGGAUACUGUAUUUGUCUCUACAAUUAAAAGUUGGAAAUGUGGGAAUGGGUUGUCGUGACGUGACCUUCAUUAAUAUGAUGACUGUUAUUUAUCGAAUCAACUAACUAUGUUUAAUUGUUACUCGAUUAAAUUAAUAAUGUUACAAUUAACUCAUUAGGAUUUGGGGCACCACAGAAUAAUUUGUUUAUAGAGUUACCAUCUCCCGAAUUAAACUCUAAAAGGUAUUUACCUAUCAAUAUGAAUAAAACAGUCAACGUAUCAAUCAUUACCUCUUAUCAGUCGUCAUUCUGAAUGGUCGCAGAAUUCUUGGAUCCACAAGAUCCCAGCUUUACCUUUGCUUCAGCACCACACAAAUUGACUGAAUUACUUAUUUACUAGCUAACUAAAUAAUAACACAGAAUACAUACAUACUUAAUACAUGAGAAAAAGCCCUCUUGGAAAGGAGGUUUUGGUUGGGUCUUUGCUCAGCUCACUUGUUAUGAUCUGAUUGUCCACCAGAGGUCACAAUGUCCUUAUUUUUUCUGGCUUGUAGUGGAGUGUACUCAGAGCAGAUACUCUGUGAUUGUCUGCGAUGGGAUUUUCUCCUUCCCACCUCGUGUGGUUAGUCAAAGUUCUAGAUCACUACACGCACAGCUGCAGACUGGCAAUGUUCUGGUCUAGUGAGUUUAUCUUCUUCUCCUCGUGUUGAGAUUCAAAGUUCUAACCAUUUCAAACGUGUGGACUACCGUCUCCACGCUUUCUGGUCUUUCUGGUCUAACCAUUUUAAGCCGUGUAGCCACAGCUCCACGCUUUCUGGUCUCUCUCGUCUAACCAUUUUAAGCUGUGUUGCCACAGCUCUACGCUUUCUGCUCUAAUGUAAAUUUCGUUACCAAGGCUUUUUAUGCACUCUGGUAAAAGGGGCAUUCCUACUUGCUGACACGGUCUCUGAGCUCACUCAGGGUGUGUCUAGUCACCGUGCAUAGCUUAUAUGAAAACCUAUGAUCUCGUUAGAAAACUAAAAUCACAUUCCUAUCUUAACAAAAAUACUCUCGUAAUUCUCCAUAUUAUAUACACAACAUAUUGGAUGUAAACUUGACAUAUAAAGUGUGUAUACUUUCCAAAUUACAGUAUUUUCGUUAUAACAUUUUUUAUGACAUCACAAAAUAAUAAACAAUAUGACAUGAUUAGUCUUUAGCUCCCCACUGACCAUUCCAAACAUUCAGAUGUUAGGAAUAUUGUUUUUGGACAUUAUAGUUUUGGCGGCAAAAGUCUUCUGUAGGACAAAGCACAUUCCUUUCACCAUACUAGAGGGCCAGAGAUAGAUUCUCCUCCUCUCUAAUUUAUGGCAGAGUGUUAAGGUGUCAAGACCAGCUAUAAACCAAUUUUAUUUCUUAACCAUUUGAUAGACACAGUCUGCCCAAAAAAUGUGUGUGUGCAUUUUGAUGCUGCCUUUUAAAUUCACUGAAACUCCAAAAAGUGUUACACUCUCUUAAAAAAACUGUAUUCAGAUUGAAGAACCACUUUGAGUGUUUCAGAGUACUUCUAUUCUGUUUUAAAACACUUUCAAAGCACUUACAUUGGGUUUACCCCCUCCAAACACCAGAUCUCAGGUUAGGUGCACUACUACUACUACUACUUUUCAUGGUGUUUUGAGUCUUUCUAUUUUUACAGUGCACCUAGUACUCAUACUUAAACCACUACACCACACACAAGUCUGCUGCCAUGAUAGUAUAAGUAGUAGCUGUCAUGAUGUAUGACAUUUCCUCUGGAUGAUGGUUCCAGGGCGUGAUCGAGGACAGGAUCGGUUUCUUCCCAGCAGCCUUUGCUCACCAAGUGAAGGCCGGGGACAGAGUGUUCAGGUGUCACCGGACGUUCAUCGGCUGCAAGGAGCAAGGCCAGAUCACCCUGAAGGAGGGACAGGUACGUGAUCCCACUGUUAUAUUAAAAUACAAUAUGGCAAACUACUUUGCAACAAAAAAGGACCCACUUAUGCAUUGAAAUGAUACACAAGCAAACAUGAUUAUUAUUAUCCAUUGUUAAAGAAUGUUUAUUGUUAGUUCCUUAAUUGUUUCCAUGUAUUACUUUAUUUGGCGCAGCUCAUGAUCAAGCCCCAACUACAAGUGGGCAUCAGACAUAGUUCCUCCUCACACCAAUUCCCAUAGGCAAUGGCAAUCCUGGCCACUCAGUCCACAGGUUCACUCCUGGAACAUUCACUUCAAAGCUGGCCAAUUGGGAGUCACCGCCUCUCAGCAGUUUCCAUGGCAUUACCAUUUUGCCAUGGCAAAUGGCUUUGCUGUCUCAAAUCCUUUUCCCAUAAUGCUUUGCAGGGGCAUUUUGGGAUUCAGAGGAGAGUUCAGGCUAGUAACGCCAAAUGGAGAUGCAUUCAUUCCAAAACACUUUGAAGAUGAGUCAGUGACCUCAUAGCUCUGCCUCGAUCCCCAAUGAGUAGGAACAUCCACUCUAUCCAGUCACACAGCCAAUAUUUAUUACAGUGGCCCUAAAGCUACUUUGCCCCUUAGAGCCAAUGUGCAUUGUUAAUUAAAUGUGUGUUAUGAUUAGUUUUCUCUGGCAUCAAGUAAUUCAGUAUGCAAGAAGAUACUUAAACACUUACAUGGAGAGUUGAUUCAAAGUAUUUAAUAUUGCGGUACCGGGUUGACAUAGCAAACGGCCCGUGAGUGGCCCAUUGCUAUAUUAACUAACUGAACAAAGGAAAUCUCUUAGCUUAUAUACUUGUUUGAAAGCUAAUUCUAUCCAACAGGUGCCAACCAUUACUGAGUGUCAUUUCUCGCCACAUAUAGGAUCACCCUAUAUGGUAUCGUGUUGCACCCUAGUCAGGAUAUUCCAUCACAUACUCCUUCCAAGAUUAGCACCAGUGGCCCCCCAGCUAUCUUGGCACGCAUACCUUCUGGCACCCACCUUGACAGAAAUAAAUACAUGGAAUGUCCUCAUCCUCCAAAUCCUUAUGCAGCUCUCAAUAUUCCAAACAUGAACUAAUCCUGUAUAAAAUACGUAAAAUCAAUGUGUUCAAAUGUAUUUUGCUUGUACAAAAAGCAACCAAAUUACGAGAGUAUUCUUCUCUGUUUCACCAGAUUUGUGUAAGCGGUGAGGAUGAACACAGUGGCUUCAUCCGAGUUGCCAGUGGAAAGAAGAGAGGCUACGUGCCCUGUGAUGUCCUGGAGAACAUCUGA
Messenger RNA from Coregonus sp. 'balchen', 14853 nucleotides. NCBI's taxonomy places the organism in Eukaryota, Metazoa, Chordata, Actinopteri, Salmoniformes, Salmonidae. The record is from the annotation of a GenBank genome assembly.